UUUCGCUUUCGCUCGCUCGCUUUCUGCUUCUAAAGUUCGAAUGCAAUAACUUUGAAAACGUUCGCUUGGCUAAUUUUAUAGUUCUCUCUUUUUCCCUCAUAUUUUAAUUUUAUUCAUAUUGAGCCUGUUCAAAAUUCUCAUAGUUGAUUAUGUUUCGUUUAAGAAACUUUCUGGUUUUAAAAAACUGUAAGUUUUAUUCGACUGAUAAGAAAUUAAUAGAUCUAAAAACUGAUGAAAAAACUAGAAUAAGUACCCUUUCUCUACAGAAAUCUCCUGUAAAUAGUUUAAGUACACCAUUUUUAGCCGAAUUGGGAAAUAUUUUCGAUGAACUAGAAACUAGUAAAUCGACGAAAGGAUUGAUUGUAACUUCCAAUAUCCCUAAUAUUUAUUCCGCUGGACUGGAUUUGAUGGAAUUUUAUCAAACUGAUGAGAAACGAUUGGAAGCAUUUUGGACCACUUUACAAAAUACGUGGCUGAAAAUCUAUACUACAUCUUUUCCUACGGUCGCCGUCAUAAAUGGUCAUGCUGUAGCUGGCGGUUGCUUACUUGCAAUGAGUUGUGAAUACAGAGUAAUGGCAGGUCCCAAUUACACUAUUGGUUUGAAUGAGGCCAAGAUUGGCAUAAAUGCUCCAUUUUGGUUUAUAGACGUUAUGAAGACUUUAAUAGGUGAUAGGAAGACUGAAAGUGCCGUUCUAUCAGGUGAAAUGUUUCCUGCUGAAAAAGCUCUGUCAAUUGGAUUAGUUGAUAAAGUUGUUCAAAAUGUGCCUGAUGCUCUAAAUGAAGCCAAUACCUAUUUGCAAAAUGCUAUAUCUCUUAUUCCUGACAGUCGAGCAAUAAUGAAACGAGAUUGUAGAAGAGAUGUCGUCGAGAAAUUUCUAAAGGGUAGAAAGGAGGAACUGAAAUUCAUUGUAGGAAACGUUUUGCUACCACAGAAUCAAGAAAGGUUCAAAGUUUAUUUUGAGUCCAUGAAGAAGAAAAAAUAAUCAUGAUUGUGAUAUAAUCGAACAUGUUCAUUAAAAAUAUUAUUAGGUUUAGGUAGUAUUAUUUUGUUGAUUUUUAAUACAAUAUACAUUUGUUUUUUAUAUCGGCAAGGGAUGGGAUGUUGGUAAAAACUGAGAAUAUGUAACUUAUUGAUUUUUAAUUUUGUUUUUUUAAAAAAAAACUAAUAAAAGUAUAGUAUACGA
Molecule: messenger RNA, 1184 nt
Organism: Planococcus citri (citrus mealybug)
Lineage: Eukaryota; Metazoa; Arthropoda; Insecta; Hemiptera; Pseudococcidae
Product: enoyl-CoA delta isomerase 1, mitochondrial-like
Exons: 6
Coding region: 150-983 (277 amino acids)
Biological process (GO): fatty acid beta-oxidation
Cellular component (GO): mitochondrion
Source: RefSeq, a predicted model, not a curated record